This is a messenger RNA of Sander lucioperca (pikeperch), 2694 nucleotides long. RefSeq names its product aspartate aminotransferase, cytoplasmic-like. Gene Ontology annotation, molecular function: L-aspartate:2-oxoglutarate transaminase activity; pyridoxal phosphate binding. The coding region runs from base 171 to 1403 and encodes 410 amino acids. Gene Ontology annotation, biological process: L-aspartate biosynthetic process. Lineage: Eukaryota; Metazoa; Chordata; Actinopteri; Perciformes; Percidae. The transcript has 9 exons. The record is from RefSeq and is a predicted model, not a curated record. Gene Ontology annotation, cellular component: cytosol.
CUUCCUAUUGGCUGCCGGGUUGACGCCUAUUGCUCUCUGUCCUGAAGCGGCGAAGUGAAGGUGAACCCCAUAGAAACCGGCCUGUCUCUCUCUCUCUGCUGCUCCUCUCUGGAAACAUCCUCCCCCGGUCUCCUCCUUCUGCACCGGGAUCAUCUGCGUUGCUCUGAGCCAUGUCCAUAUUCAGCGAUGUCCCGCUGGCUCCUCCGGUAGCGGUUUUCAAACUAACUGCCGACUUCAGGGAGGACAGCAACCCGCAGAAGGUGAAUCUGGGUGUUGGAGCUUACCGUACCGAUGACUGCCAGCCCUGGGUGCUGCCGGUGGUGAAGAAGGUGGAGCGGAUGAUCGUGGAGGACGGCAGCCUGAACCACGAGUACCUGCCCAUCCUCGGGCUGCCCGAGUUCCGCUCCGCCUCCGCCAAGGUUGCCCUGGGCGAGGACAGCCCCGCCAUCAAGGACAACAGGGUGGGAGGGGUCCAGGCUCUCGGUGGGACAGGUGCUCUGAGGAUCGGGGCAGAGUUCCUGCGGCGUUGGUACAACGGCGUCAACAACACGGCCACGCCCGUCUAUGUCUCAGCGCCCACCUGGGAGAACCACAACAGUGUGUUUACCGACGCUGGCUUCAAAGACAUCCGGCCCUACCACUACUGGGACGCUGCUAACAGAGGCCUGGACCUCGCCGGGCUCCUGGAUGACCUGGAGAAAGCUCCGGAACACUCCAUCUUCCUCCUCCACGCCUGCGCACACAACCCCACCGGCACCGACCCCACCCCGGACGAGUGGAAGAAGAUCGCCGAGAUCAUGAAGAGGAGGAACUUGUUUGCGUUCUUUGACUCGGCCUACCAGGGUUUCGCCUCCGGCAAUCUGGAAAAGGAUGCCUGGGCCAUCCGCUACUUUGUGUCUGAGGGCUUUGAGCUGUUUAUAGCUCAGUCCUACUCCAAAAACUUCGGUCUUUACAAUGAGAGAGUUGGCAACCUGACCGUGGUUGCCCAGGACAGCGAGAACCUGAGCCGCACCCUGUCCCAGAUGGAGAAGAUUGUCAGGACGACUUGGUCCAACCCGCCGUCUCAGGGAGCACGCAUCGUCAGCAAGACCCUCAACUGCCCAGAGCUCUUUGCCGAAUGGAAGGGUAAUGUGAAGACCAUGGCAGACCGUGUCCUAUUGAUGAGGGAUCAGCUGAAGUCCAAGCUGCAGGAUCUGGGCACCCCAGGGACCUGGGACCACAUCACGCAGCAGAUCGGCAUGUUCAGCUUCACCGGCCUGAACCCCAAACAGGUGGAGUACAUGAUCAAAGAGAAGCACGUGUACCUGAUGGCCAGCGGCCGCAUCAACAUGUGCGGUCUGACCACCAAGAACAUCGACUAUGUCGCCCAGUCCAUCCACGACGCAGUCACCAAGGUCCAGUAAAGGCUGCUUCCCUCCGCCCGCUUCCUGCCUCCUGCACUGUACGCCACACAAAGUCCUCACCAUGUCUGUGCCCUUGUAACCCCGCCUCCUGCUCAUCCAGGCCUCUGAUUGGUUGAACUGCAGCAGGGAUUUAGCAGUUGAACCAAUGGGAGGACGGAUGAUUUUUUUUCUGUUCUCACAUGAAGGUAUGAAUCUUUCUGUGGUGCAACGAUUUUAGGAAGACACUAAAACGCACAAAAGCUAGGGAUGCUUGCCAGCAGAGCUCCAUACCAGAAUAGGUAGAAGUUAAAAAUGUCUUUUUAUUCAGGUCCCUGCAUUUUUAGCCUGUUUUUGUGCAAUUUCAAUCAUUUGUGUUCCACUUGAAUUUUUGGCUAGUGUCUUUUCUUUGACGAGGGCCCGGCUGGGGCCGGUCCCAGACUGAUGGCAGCAGUAAUGUAGAGCCCAAUAGUUUCUAUGAUACCAAAUAAUGGACUGAAUUGUAAAUUAAGAAUUUAAAAAAAGCUAUAAGACAGACUCCAUAGGGCCCUACAUUAAGUCAGUGCUAAAAGCUAACUGGACAUUUGAAAAUAUGACGUUUAUGACGCCUAAGUUUUUAACUUAGCCGCCCCACUGGUUUAGUUCUGGUGGGGGGCAACUUAGGCCCGGUGGGCCACCGAGCUUGCAAUACACUGGGGGGGAACCCUGUCUGUCAUUUAUAGCAUUUCAAGGGAUAUGUCAUGAUGUAUCUGUAGAAUUGACCAAAAUGCCUGGUUGAUGUAAAUAGAUGUAAUAAUCACUGUUAGAGGUCCUACUAUUAUCUGCAGAAGCACUGAAGUCCUGCUUUACUUUAGCUCUGAGCCCAUAACAAAUCCAUUUUCCUUUUGUCAACCAUCACAAUUCAAUAUUUCAAUAUAUGUAUAUUUAAUGCAUAAUCAACUCAUCCCAGGACAUAUCCUAUGCUGAAGUCUGAAGAAGGACAUUGUAAGCACAGCGUUAGGGUCCCGGUCACUUAAAGGUAAAUGCAUGUGCCUGAUGUUUUUAGGUAUUGCCUUGUCAGACCUGUGCAGCUACGUAGAAGAUCAUAAUGUUAGUUCGAAGUUGUGCCAUCAGUGAACAAAAUGGCCUCUCUUCCUCUUUCUGGUGUCACUUUCUUUCCACCCUGCAGUACCCUUGUUGAGUUACAGAAAGCCUCUGUAAAGUCGGUUGUUGCGAUGACACAUAACCACACUCCCUUUAUGUGGUGUUAUUUGUAAUGACACACUGCAGUAUGUGUGCUCAUACUGAAAUAAAUUAUAAACCACAAGAACCCAAA